CAAUCUAUUUCAUUUUUGUGAAGGUACUUAUCGUGGAUGCAUGAUCAGUUACCAUUGGCUAUGCAAGCUGAGAGUAGUUAAGUGUCCAUGAUAAAUAUGUUGCAAAAAAGUAAAAUUUAUAACGUUAGUAGUAACAAAAGUAGUGAUACGGUGACCAGUCAAUCAUGGCCGAUUUGGAUGAUAUGGAAAAGAAGAAGGUAUGUGGUGGCGAUUUUAACUUUUUUUGGAUUCUUCAACAUAUAUGCCUUAAGAGCCAAUCUUAGCAUAGCGAUUGUAGCGAUGACGGCGAAAACCGAAGUGGUGCAAGAAAAUGGGACCGUUGCAUUUAUUCGCGAAUUUGAUUGGGAUUCUAAAGUGCAAGGAUACGUACUGAGCUCGUUUUUCUAUGGCUACAUCGUAACACAACUCGUAGGUGGAUGGAUGGCCGCCAAGUUCGGCGGAAAACACGUAUUCGGAAUUGGCAUAGCCGUAACAGGAGCGUUAACUGUGGUUUCUCCGUUUGUUGCCAAACAGAGUGUUUCUCUGCUGAUAGCGGUGCGAAUAUUAGAGGGACUGUUUGAGGGCGUGACGUAUCCUUGUGUACAUGCGAUAUGGGCCGAAUGGGCACCACCGUUAGAAAGGAGCCGUUUGGCAGCGAUCGCGUUUUCUGGUUGCUACGUUGGAACAGUUGUAGCUAUGCCUCUAAGCGCUUUAUUAGCAGACACACUAGGGUGGGAAUCUAUAUUUUACGUAACAGGUGGUAUUGCUUUACUAUGGUUUGUAUGUUGGUGCAUCAUUAUCGCGGACUCUCCCACUCUAGACAGUCGGAUUAGUGAUUCAGAGCUACGGUACAUUCAAGAGUCUUUAGGAGAACAACAAGUGAAUAGAACUGCUAAACAUCCUUGGAGAAGCAUUAUAACGUCAGUACCAGUUUGGGCGAUCGUUGUGGCUCAUUUCACCGAAAACUGGGGCUUUUACACCCUUUUAACUCAACUACCGACUUUUAUGAAAGAUACAUUAAACUUUGAAUUAUCGUCGACCGGAAUUGUUGCUGCUGUACCUUACCUGGUUGUGUCUAUAACUACUCAGGUUGCUGGACAUCUCGCCGAUUGGUUACAAGAAAAAAAAAUCCUGAACACUACUCAAGUGCGAAAAAUCUUUAACUGCGUCGCUUACAUCGGACAGGCGGUCUUCUUACUGCUAGCGGGCUAUCUACUUUCGCCAAUUGGAAGUACGAUAUGUCUUUCAUUUGCUGUCGGCAUAGGAGGAUUACAAGCUUCAGGCUUUGGAGUCAACCACUUAGACAUAGCGCCUCAGCAUGCUAGCGUAUUGUUAGGGAUAAGCAAUACUGUAGCAACGAUUCCUGGAAUAGUAAGCCCGAUUGUAUCCGGUUAUAUUGUCACAACACCUACCGCUUCUGAGUGGCAAAUAGUUUUUAUUAUAAGCAGUUGCAUAUAUGUUUGUGGUGCCAUAUUUUAUGGAGUUUUUGCAAGUGGUGAACUGCAGCCUUGGGCAAAACAAUACAAUGCUUCAGACAAUUCUACGACUGAAAGGCAAAGUAACGACGAACAUUCUGUACAUAUAUCUGAUUAGUAUUUUUUUUAUAUAAUAUCACUUCGAUUUGCUAUAGUCUAAUUUUAACACAUUAUGGUAAUAAAAGAGAUAAAAGAUAAUUAUUUGGA
This is a messenger RNA of Photinus pyralis (common eastern firefly), 1661 nucleotides long. RefSeq names its product vesicular glutamate transporter 1-like. The transcript has 8 exons. Gene Ontology annotation, biological process: monoatomic anion transport; transmembrane transport. Gene Ontology annotation, cellular component: plasma membrane. The record is from RefSeq and is a predicted model, not a curated record. Bases 88 to 1572 code for a protein of 494 amino acids. Lineage: Eukaryota; Metazoa; Arthropoda; Insecta; Coleoptera; Lampyridae. Gene Ontology annotation, molecular function: transmembrane transporter activity.